GAAAAUUGUCUGUGUGCUUCCUGUGAAGUGCGUGUGGACGCUUCCGGAGAUCUUGUUGAUCGCGAGUAUUUAUGUUGUCCUCGUCUUUUUCUGACCUCGGAUGAUAUAAGACUUUAUUUGCAACAUUUCCACGUCGCGGCAUUGUAUGCAAGCAGCAGUAGCAGCAGCAGCAGCAGAAGCGGGCAGGAUGUCUCAGGCCAGGGUUACUGACUUCUUUUCACAGAGGAAGAAAAACGCCACCGGUCCAGCGAGAGCAGCCAAGCAGCGCGUCGGCGCCGCGGUGGGCCAUGGCUCUUCUAGGACAAACACGAGGUCAGUACGGUCUAAAAACAAAGACGACUUGCGUUGCACGGCCUCUGUCCGCGAAGAAUUUGUCAGAGUUAUCGACGAAGCGGCGGGGUUUAACGACGGCGAGUCCGGCGCCCACAGCUCCCCGGAAGGUAAGCUCUCCAGUCCGCGGACGCCGAAGCGGAGCUCGGCAGACGCAGAGUUCGACCUCGGGGCGGCCGUAUUUUCAGCCACCUUGGACCACAGCACAGCCAAGAAGAAACGGCAGGCGGAAUCCGUUAACGAAGUGAAGGUCGACAUUCCAGUCAAACCAACGAGGAAGUCUGCCAGGAAGAAACUCGUCCUCCAAGACGAGACACAACAGGCUCUGCGUAAAGAAGACAUUGCUUCUCUGGAGUCACGCGUCCAGGAGACGGAGAGGCACGCAGAGGAAAGCACCAGUGCAGCCUCUUCAGCUCCAAUCCAGACAUCCUCCUCUCCAGCUGCUCGAGCCGCACCCCACACCUCUCAUCCGAAGGCUUUGGUCUUCAGCAUAUCACGGGCCAAAGAGCUGGCAGCUAAAGCACAGAGGAGGAAGGAAGAGAGGGAAGCUGCCGAGAGAAAGCAGACUGAGACACAAACUGAGGACAGUACUGAGCAGCCAGCAUACCAGCGGUACCACAACCUUGCCCAGGCAACCCCCCCAGGGCUUUCACUGCCAUACCAGUACAAGGUGCUGGCUGAGAAGUUCAGGAGUAUGGACACCGUGGUAGCUAUGCUGUACAACCGAUGCGAGACGGCAACCUUUACCAAGAUCAAACGGGGAGUUCAGGACAUGAUGCACAAGCAGUUUGAGGAGAAGUGCGUGGGUCAGAUAAAGACGGUGUUUCCUGAGGCAUACAUCUUCAGACAGGAGAAAAACAUCCCAACAUUCAACUCCAGCAUUAAGAAGGGCAGCUACCAGCUCACCGUGGACCCCAUCAUUCCCUGUGACCAGAAUGAAGCCCGGCCUGUAAUGUCUGCCUCUCGUCUACUGGAGAGAAGACACACCUUCCACUCAAAUCUUAUUUCCAUUGUCAAAAGACACCAUAAGGUCUUCCUGUCCUUGUUGGAUCCUCCGGUAUCUGUUCCUGAAGACAAACUGACCCGCUGGCACCCUCGCUUUAAUGUGGACACGGUGCCAGCUGUCGAGCCAAGCUCACUGCCUCAGGCUCCUCAUACUGACAAACUGGCCACAGCUCAGGAGGUGCUAGACAAGGCUCGUUCACUCAUCACGCCCAAGAUGGAGAAGGCACUGGUUGCACUGGCUCAGAAAACUGAAUCCAAGGCUACAGAGAGUGAAGGACCAACAUCUCCCCAGAAUCCAGCAGCCCCCCAGACAUCAGCUCCAGCAGCUCCCCCCGUAACCCAGGUCCCAACCGCCUUAAAAGGGGUGCCCCAGUCCCUGCUGGAUAGGAUUCGGUCAAAGGAAGCACAGAAGCUCCAGGCAGCCAUGACUCGAAACCCCGCCCAGGACGAGCGGCUGCUGAUGAUGUCACGGCUCGGGGAGCUGGCGAGGAUUCUCCGCAGUGUGUUUGUUGCAGAGAAAAAACCUGCUUUAAUAAUGGAAGUGGCCUGUAACCGGAUGGUGGCGAGCUACAGAUCUGCUCUCAGCACAGGUGAAAUGGAGAAACACAUCCAUCUGCUGGCAGAAGUAGCUGCUGAUUGGCUGACUAUUCACCCAAUAAGGAAGGACAUGUACCUGAAGUUGAACAAGAACAUGGAGCUCAGCACAGUUCUCAACAAACUGAGUCACAGACUCCGUGAAGAGGAAAGACUCUGAGUAACUUUUCCUUCAGACCUGAAGGACAGAACGAUGACUACACUGUGAACCCCCCCACCAGACUCCAUGCCGUAUGAACUGCUAGCACAGUGAAGGUUACUUGUUGGAGUUUAUAUUUUUUUGUGAAUUUUACUACUUUGUAUGGUAUUGUUUUGUGGUUUGCUACUUGUGUAAAAAUGACCAGAUUGAUAAGAACAGCUGAGGGGUGGUCCCUAGAUUCUCCCGGGACUGACCAGUCCUAGGCUUUUUAUUUCUUCUCCUGUGUUGUAAACAGGUUGUUAAGCUGUUCUCACUGACUUCCAGUCUGUAGGUGUCAUUCUACAAUGUAGAACUGAUAUAUUUUUACAUUUUAUAGGUCAUGUAUGAUAUUGUUGAACAAAUACAAUGUUUGCCAGAG
Molecule: messenger RNA, 2486 nt
Organism: Mugil cephalus (flathead mullet)
Lineage: Eukaryota; Metazoa; Chordata; Actinopteri; Mugiliformes; Mugilidae
Gene: cdt1
Product: chromatin licensing and DNA replication factor 1
Exons: 9
Coding region: 146-2089 (647 amino acids)
Biological process (GO): DNA replication preinitiation complex assembly; DNA replication checkpoint signaling; mitotic cell cycle
Cellular component (GO): nucleus
Molecular function (GO): DNA polymerase binding; DNA binding
Source: RefSeq, a predicted model, not a curated record